AUGCCGAGUUCUUUUUAAGAGAAGAAAGCUCUGGCUGACAUCUUUGGUUAAGUAAAAGAUGGAGAUACAAACAUCUUUGGUGUCAUAGUAGAAAUAUUUAGAAAGGAGAAAAUUGAAGAUUGCAUUGGAUAUCUUUCAGAAAAUGGAAAUUAAACAAAUUUGGAACCAUACAGUUUUCAACAAGUAAAGAAUUCGAAAAAAGUUGAUAAUGAAUAGUAAUUGGGUAAUGUUGGAAAUACCAUCAAAUUGCUAAAGUCUUAACAAAAAUAAUAGAUCACUUCAAUAAAAAAGGUCUUUGAAGAAAAGGAAGAAUCUAAAUAAAGCCUAAUUAAUAACAUUAAGUGUAAUAGAAAGAUCAUAGAAUUUCUGUAAUUUCUAGUUCACCUCACAUCAAUAGAUGACCCUUUAAUUUAAUGUGGGUCUAAUUCAUUACAUAACUUAGUUUAGAUGAAGGUUGGAAACAGUCCUUAGAGAAUAUCAGAAUAAAGAAUACUUCUGUAAUUCGAGGAAAUUUUGUAAGAUGUAACUUUAGUGGAUCUGAGUUUGCUAAUGUAGAUAUCAGCGGAGUGAAUUUGAAUGGUGCUUAACUAUUCAAUUGUAAAUGGAAAAACUUGAAAAUCCAUGAAUUGAAUAAAUUAGAUGGUCAUAGUGAUUUUAUCAACUCAGUUUGUUACUCUCCUGAUGGAAAUACAUUAGCUUCUGGUAGUGAUGAUAAGUCUAUCCGUCUAUGGGAUGUCAAAACAGGAUAAGAAGUUAAAUCCACUGAUAAAAAUUACAAAGAUUUACUUGCAUAAUUUAAAGCACCGCUAUUUUCAACUCAUCCUCUGCCAGGUUUUAUUUAAUUACUAUCAUUUAGAAUCCAACACUAUUCACUAUUACAAUUCUAAGAAUAUCUUAAACACCAUUAUUCCAAGCACAAGGAGCAUUCAUCUUGAAAGGAGAAUUUAUCAAUUAUGAGGGAUAUGAUCUAAGAUUAUUAUUCAAAUCCUUAGGAAGUUGCAUUUUAGAAGACUUUAAGUAAAAGAGAGCAUGAUUAUUCAUUUACAAUAUUAUAAUUAUCAUUACAAUAAAUUUCUAAUUAAUUUUUUUUAAUUUCUUUUAAUUAAGUUCGCUCUUCAUCUUCACUUCUUAGCUAGAUAAGGAAGUAUUUUUUUAAGUUUUUAUUACUUUUCAGUCAUUANAAAUUGAAGAUUGCAUUGGAUAUCUUUCAGAAAAUGGAAAUUAAACAAAUUUGGAACCAUACAGUUUUCAACAAGUAAAGAAUUCGAAAAAAGUUGAUAAUGAAUAGUAAUUGGGUAAUGUUGGAAAUACCAUCAAAUUGCUAAAGUCUUAACAAAAAUAAUAGAUCACUUCAAUAAAAAAGGUCUUUGAAGAAAAGGAAGAAUCUAAAUAAAGCCUAAUUAAUAACAUUAAGUGUAAUAGAAAGAUCAUAGAAUUUCUGUAAUUUCUAGUUCACCUCACAUCAAUAGAUGACCCUUUAAUUUAAUGUGGGUCUAAUUCAUUACAUAACUUAGUUUAGAUGAAGGUUGGAAACAGUCCUUAGAGAAUAUCAGAAUAAAGAAUACUUCUGUAAUUCGAGGAAAUUUUGUAAGAUGUAACUUUAGUGGAUCUGAGUUUGCUAAUGUAGAUAUCAGCGGAGUGAAUUUGAAUGGUGCUUAACUAUUCAAUUGUAAAUGGAAAAACUUGAAAAUCCAUGAAUUGAAUAAAUUAGAUGGUCAUAGUGAUUUUAUCAACUCAGUUUGUUACUCUCCUGAUGGAAAUACAUUAGCUUCUGGUAGUGAUGAUAAGUCUAUCCGUCUAUGGGAUGUCAAAACAGGAUAAGAAGUUAAAUCCACUGAUAAAAAUUACAAAGAUUUACUUGCAUAAUUUAAAGCACCGCUAUUUUCAACUCAUCCUCUGCCAGGUUUUAUUUAAUUACUAUCAUUUAGAAUCCAACACUAUUCACUAUUACAAUUCUAAGAAUAUCUUAAACACCAUUAUUCCAAGCACAAGGAGCAUUCAUCUUGAAAGGAGAAUUUAUCAAUUAUGA
Molecule: messenger RNA, 2029 nt
Organism: Paramecium pentaurelia
Lineage: Eukaryota; Ciliophora; Oligohymenophorea; Peniculida; Parameciidae
Source: the annotation of a GenBank genome assembly